This is a messenger RNA of Nycticebus coucang (slow loris), 3327 nucleotides long. RefSeq names its product zinc finger protein 628 (gene ZNF628). The transcript is spliced from 2 exons. NCBI's taxonomy places the organism in Eukaryota, Metazoa, Chordata, Mammalia, Primates, Lorisidae. Gene Ontology annotation, biological process: negative regulation of transcription by RNA polymerase II. Gene Ontology annotation, molecular function: DNA-binding transcription repressor activity, RNA polymerase II-specific. Bases 136 to 3327 code for a protein of 1063 amino acids. The record is from RefSeq and is a predicted model, not a curated record.
AGGGAGCGCGCCCCCGCCCCCCUCCCCGGCCCCCGCUCUUGCACCGCCGCUGCCGAAGUCCCACCUUCCCGUCGGCCCCCGCGGGAAGGUCCAGGGGCUUACCUCCUCGUUCCCCGGAUCGGGGCCACAGGUGUGAUGGUCGGCUCCCACACAGACAUGGCGCCUGCCUCCACUGCUGAGGGGGCUGGGGAGAAGCCCGGCCCUGCGGCCCCUGCCCCAGCGGCCCAGUAUGAGUGUGGGGAGUGCGGCAAGUCAUUCCGGUGGUCAUCUCGACUCCUGCAUCACCAGCGCACACACACAGGCGAGCGGCCCUACAAGUGCCCAGACUGCCCUAAGGCCUUCAAGGGUUCCUCGGCCCUGCUCUACCACCAGCGGGGCCACACGGGCGAGCGGCCAUACCAGUGCCCCGACUGCCCUAAGGCCUUCAAGCGCUCCUCCCUGCUGCAGAUCCACCGCAGCGUACACACGGGCCUGCGUGCCUUCACCUGUGGCCAGUGCGGCCUGGCCUUCAAGUGGUCGUCGCACUACCAGUACCACCUGCGGCAGCACACAGGCGAGCGGCCCUACCCGUGCCCAGACUGCCCCAAGGCCUUCAAGAACUCGUCCAGCCUUCGGCGCCACCGCCAUGUGCACACGGGCGAGCGGCCCUACACCUGCGGCGUGUGCGGCAAGAGCUUCACGCAAAGCACGAACCUGCGGCAGCAUCAGCGUGUACACACCGGCGAACGCCCCUUCCGCUGCCCGCUCUGCCCCAAGACCUUCACCCACUCCUCCAACCUGCUGUUGCACCAGCGCACCCACUGCGCGGUCCCCGCCCAGGUUCCCGCCCCCUCCGCCCCUCCGCCGCCGCCCUGCGAGCCCUGCACCAGCGGCAAGGUACUGGUCCCAGAUGCCUACCUGCAGCGGCACAUCCAGCCACAUAGCCCUCCUGCGCCCCCGGCCCCACCUCCCCCACCCCCACCUCCUCCCGUGGUGCCUGAGCUCUUCUUGGCCGCGGCAGAGACCACGGUGGAGCUGGUGUAUCGUUGUGACGGCUGCGAGCAGGGCUUCGGGAGCGAGGAGCUGCUGGAGGAGCACCAGCCAUGCCCAGGGCCAGAGGUGGCGCCCCUGCACCAGGACGCAUCAGCUGAGACGCCUAAGUCCGAUCCCCCGUCCUCUCUGCCCCAGCUCCCUCGUGCCACUGCCACUCCUGCCCCUGGCUUUGCCUGCCUCCCCUGUGGGAAGUCCUUCCGUACUGUGGCGGGCCUCUCUCGCCACCAGCAUAGCCACGGGCCAGCGGGUGGGCAGGCGUUCCGCUGCGGCAGCUGCGAUUGCUCCUUCCCGCAGCUAGCCAGCCUCCUGGCACACCAGCAGUGCCACGUGGAAGAGGCAGCAGCCGGGCGCCCACCCCCCCAGGCUGAGGCCGCUGAGGUCACCUGCCCCCAGGAGCCACUGGCACCGGCUGCCCCCGCGCCCCCACCGCCCCUGCCAGCACCUGCUUCUACAGAGAGGCCCUACAAAUGUGCCGAGUGCGGCAAGGCCUUCAAGGGCUCCUCUGGGCUGCGCUACCACCUGCGGGACCACACGGGCGAACGACCCUACCAGUGUGGCGAGUGCGGCAAGGCCUUCAAGCGCUCUUCCUUGCUAGCCAUCCACCAGCGCGUGCACACUGGCCUGCGCGCCUUCACCUGCAGCCAGUGUGGCCUCACUUUCAAGUGGUCCUCACACUACCAGUACCACCUGCGGCUGCAUUCGGGGGAGCGGCCCUAUGCCUGUGGGGAGUGUGGCAAGGCCUUCCGCAACACAUCGUGCCUGCGGCGCCACCGCCAUGUGCACACAGGCGAGCGGCCCCAUGCCUGCGGAGUCUGUGGCAAGAGCUUCGCCCAGACCUCCAACCUGCGGCAGCACCAGCGCGUGCACACAGGCGAGCGCCCCUUCCGCUGCCCGCUAUGCCCCAAGACCUUCACCCAUUCCUCCAACCUGCUGCUGCAUCAGCGCACCCACUCGGCUGAGCGUCCCUUUGCCUGCCCCAUCUGCGGUCGGGGUUUCGUGAUGGCCGCCUAUCUGCAGCGGCACCUGAGGACACACGCCCCGGCCAACACGCCCCCUAGCACCACAGCCCCCGCUCCAGGCCCCCAGUCCUCUGCCCCUGUGGCCGUUGCCCCGGCGCCUCCAGCCACCCAAGAUGUUCACGUCCUCCCCCACCUGCAGGCCACACUUUCCUUGGAGGUGGCUGGGAGCACAGCCCAGGCCCAAACCUUGGGCCCAGCAGCCCCCAACUCCCAGACAUUCCUCUUGGUGCAGACAGCCCAGGGCCUCCAGCUGAUCCCCAGCAGUGUCCAGCCCCCUACCCCUCCGCCCCCGCCCGCACCUCCCAAACUUAUUCUGCUGCCCUCCUCGGGUGCCAGUGCCGGGGGUGGGGACGGCUGUGCAAAGCAGGGGUCGCAGGCUGUGGGGAAAGCAGGUCAGGGGGCAGGGGUCCUCUGGCUGCCAGGCCCUGGAGGGCUGGGGGUACAGGGAGGGGGCAGCACAGGGGCCAGCGGGGGCGGGCAGAGCCUCAUUGUUCUGCAGAAUGUAGUGGGCGGGGAGGCAGGGCAGCGGGAAGUGAGUGGGGUUCAGCUCCAGUCCCUCCGCCCAGCCCCUGAAGUGACCACGGUCCAGCUCCAGCCGGCGCAAGAAGUGGCUACGGUCCAGCUUCAGCCGGCACAGGAAGUGACUGCGGUCCAGCUCCAGCCGACCCAGGAAGUGGCCGCGGUCCAGCUCCAGCCUGUGGCGGGCCAGCUCUCCAAUUCCAGUGGGGGAGCCGUGACUGCCGAGCCCCCCAGCCUGCUGGUUGUUCAGAGUGGGGCAGCUGAGGAGUUGCUUACUGGGCCCGGACCUGGAACCGGGGCGGCUGGGGAUGGUGAGGCCAGCACUGGUGUGGUCCAGGAUGUCCUCUUUGAGACACUGCAGACGGAUGAGGGUUUGCAGAGUGUGCUGGUGCUCAGCGGGGCUGAUGGGGAGCAGACCAGGCUCUGUGUGCAGGAGGUAGAAACCCUACCCUCGGGGCUCAGCGAGCCGCCUGCCCCUGGCCCGCCAGGACAGAAACUCCUCAUUAUUCGCAGCGCCCCAGCCACCGAGCUGCUGGAGAACAGCACCGUGGGAGGAGGCGCCGCCACGCUGCAGCUCCUGGCCCCAACACCACCCGGCCCAGCUUCUGUCCCUGCGGGACUCCCAGCUGCUCCCACCUCCCAGAUGGUACAAGUGGUCCCAGCUGGAGCUGGCCCUGGUGUCAUGACCCCACAGAGUCUGCCCUCUAUCCAGAUUGUUCAGACUCUGCCUGCAGUCCAGCUGGUGCACACGUUUUGA